Molecule: messenger RNA, 1272 nt
Organism: Symbiodinium sp. CCMP2456
Lineage: Eukaryota; Dinophyceae; Suessiales; Symbiodiniaceae
Source: the annotation of a GenBank genome assembly
AUGGGCGCCAGUUACGGGUCCGAUCCUUCGUACCGAGCUUCUGCCGAACAUUUUGGGCGUCUCUUGGCUCAGAACGGCAUCGGACUGUUGUACGGCGGCGGGAAUGCAGGACUAAUGGGUGCUGUGGCGGAUGCAGUGCUGAGGGAAAGUGGUUAUGUCAUCGGAGUUCGCCCAGAAGGCAACUUGCUGACAGCAGAGCAUGAGCAUAAAAACUUGUCUCAUAUGAUUUUCACAAAGACAAUGCAUGAACGCAAGCAGACUAUGGUCGAUUUUGCCGACCUUCUUGUGGCACUCCCCGGUGGCUUGGGAACCCUUGAUGAGCUGGCCGAUGCUGUUGUUCUUGCCCAUCUGGGCACGCACAGCAAACCACUUUAUCUUCUAAACACCACCUUCUGGGCACCCCUCCUGAAGUUUAUCGAGAACAUGGAGACGGCGCAGUUUCUCGGAGCCGGGCGCUGGGGCAAACUGGUGAAGGUUGUUGACAGCGCCGAGGACAUAAUCCCAAGCCAGCGGGAAAGGAUCGAAUCAGCGGCCGAGGCCCCUGAGGCCGAGGCAAGUCCGUGCUCUUUCUUGCAGCUGGAAGUCGUCAAGACUCGCAGCGACGGCUGCCCUUUCCAGGUUGGCUUUCUGCCGGCUUUGGCAGCCGGAUGUCUCUCCGCAGUCUUGAUCGCCUCCUUCGGUGUGCACUCCACAUCUGUAUCCUCAGGCCGCUGUAUUGUGGACCUCUUCAUGCUGAUUACGGUUCUGGCUGCAACCUCCCGCAUGAGCAGCGUUCCAGAUUCACAUGCCCUUGCCAUUGCUCUUGGCCAAAGAGUUUCCUGGUCAGGCCUUUACCUUGGCAUUUCCAAGUGGGGCGACAUGAUCGGGAAUCUGUUGUGUGCUUUCCCCCUCAAUUAUUGGUCGGACUUCUGGCGCAGCAGCAGUCGCCAGGCAAUGAUUUUCGGUAUGACUGUGAUGUCAGCAGGGUCAGCGCUCUGCCUGGUGACGCUCUCGCGAGUGUCAGAGGACUCUGGCGUCAGGGAUUCUUCAACGCUGCCGAUUCUCCUUUGUGUGUCCCGCGCCAUCAUCGGAGUCGGCAACGGCAUCGUGACGCAGCUUGUGAUUGUGCUCCUGUCGAAGUUGACGCCGCCAGACGACUUGCCUCAAGAGUUCCAGCGCGCGAUCUUCUAUGUCACCGUCGGGACAGGUCUGGGCCCCUUGGCCUCUGCAGCAGGCUACAGCUUGGAUGUUUGCUCUACCACGGCACCUCAGUUUAAGAUAGUUGGUAGCUGA